AUGGCAAAGAAAAGCAAGGCGUUAAUGGAAGAUGAUAUAUCUACGGAUGAUUUGCUACGGCGUCUCGAAGACUCGGAGCCUCAACGCAAACGACUUGAUAGCGAUGGUUCGGCCGAUUACUCUCAUGCUAAUGGAACGUCUGGCGACGCCUCUGAUGAUGCGGAGGUCGAGAUCGCAAAGGACUCAUCUCGAAUAUCUCUACAAUCGAAACCUCGAAUACCAACAUUACCCAAAUCCACCGCAUCGAAGUCAAUAGCAUCCUUCGCAGAUCUGGGAGCAUCCAAGGCGCUCGUGGCAUCCCUUGCGAGCAUGUCGAUUCGUUCACCGACUGAAGUGCAAGUAGUGUGUAUUCCUCCGUUAUUAGCUGACAUGGAUUGUGUUGGUAACGUGCAGACAGGUUCAGGGAAAACAAUUGCAUUUGCGCUACCUGUCCUACAAAAACUAUCUCUUGAUCCCUAUGGAAUCUAUGCUCUAGUUCUUACGCCUACACGAGAGCUUGCAUUCCAAAUCUCCGAACAAUUUGCUGUCCUUGGUGCUCCCCUUAACAUCCAAACAGCCAUAAUUGUUGGUGGAAUGGACAUGAUAACCCAAGCACUUGAGCUUAACAACCGUCCACACGUUGUCGUUGCAACUCCCGGGCGAAUCGUUAUCAUCUGA
This is a messenger RNA of Fomitiporia mediterranea MF3/22, 657 nucleotides long. Its product is annotated as P-loop containing nucleoside triphosphate hydrolase protein. The coding region runs from base 1 to 657 and encodes 218 amino acids. Lineage: Eukaryota; Fungi; Basidiomycota; Agaricomycetes; Hymenochaetales; Hymenochaetaceae. The record is from RefSeq and is a predicted model, not a curated record. The transcript has 5 exons. Gene Ontology annotation, molecular function: nucleic acid binding; ATP binding.